Poecilia reticulata (guppy) is the source of this 2035-nucleotide messenger RNA. RefSeq names its product dolichyl-phosphate (UDP-N-acetylglucosamine) N-acetylglucosaminephosphotransferase 1 (GlcNAc-1-P transferase) (gene dpagt1). The record is from RefSeq and is a predicted model, not a curated record. Gene Ontology annotation, cellular component: membrane. Gene Ontology annotation, molecular function: UDP-N-acetylglucosamine-dolichyl-phosphate N-acetylglucosaminephosphotransferase activity. Lineage: Eukaryota; Metazoa; Chordata; Actinopteri; Cyprinodontiformes; Poeciliidae. Gene Ontology annotation, biological process: dolichol-linked oligosaccharide biosynthetic process.
UUUUAUUAUUCUCUCWGACGAAUCACGCGAAGAAGAAAAUGACAUUUCCGUGUCAGUCAAGACACACUCAGUGUUAUCAUUUUUCGGAAGUUGUCUUAAAAUWAAAAUAAAAUAUGUUUGAUUGAGAGAAACAAGAAUGUGUCAAAMUCUUUAAAGAAGUAAAAUAUAUUCAACCAAGGCGUUUAAUAAAACAACAAAGAUGAAUUAACUAUAGUUUCUUUGUGAUUCCAACUAAACGGCUAAAACCAGACUAAAUCAUUUUAUUUUGAAAAGUUUCAACGGAAGUAGUGUCUGGUGAAGUUCGAAACUUAAUGGUUAAGCAGUUAACAGACGUGGAGUUUAGAGAGGCAGCUUCCAGCUUGAUAUUCAACGCCUCCUUGUCAAAGAUGAUAUAAGCUUCAAAUGUAACUUAUGGCGUUUUUCUUUUUUUAUCUUAGCGACAUAAUCACUAAGUGGCUUUCUGGUUYAAAAUGACAGCGUAGCGUGAUGAUACUUCAGUGAAAACAUCCGGUGCUUCCUCAUCAGUCGUGUAGAAGGAUUCACUCUUGAGAUUAGCUGCUGUAGAGACGUGAUUUGAUGUGUGAGAUUGAUAAGAACGGCUGAAAAUAUGUCACCUGUUCCCGUCCUGCCGCUGGUCAUCAGCUGUUUCAUGUCAGCUCUGGGCUGCUUGGCCACACUCAAACUCAUCCCUGCCUUCAAAGAUCAUUUCAUCUCAGCCAGACUCUACGGGAUGGACCUAAACAAGACAAACAAAGACAAAGUCCCAGAGUCUCAAGGAGUAAUCAGUGGUACAGUUUUCCUCAUCAUCCUCUUCUGCUUCAUCCCAGUGCCUUUCCUCAGCUGCUUUGUGGGCGAUCAGUGCACGGGCUUCCCACAUGACGAGUUUGUGCAGCUGAUUGGUGCCCUUCUCGCCAUCUGCUGCAUGAUCUUUUUGGGCUUUGCUGAUGACGUGCUGAACUUGCGUUGGAGGCACAAGCUCCUCCUUCCUACCAUGGCUUCUCUGCCGCUGCUCAUGGUCUACUUCACAAACUUUGGAAAUACUGUCAUAGUGGUGCCCAAGCCCUUCAGAGCACUGCUUGGGAUGCAUUUAGAUCUGGGUAUCCUCUAUUACGUCUACAUGGGGAUGCUUGCAGUGUUUUGCACAAAUGCCAUCAACAUCUUAGCAGGCAUCAAUGGCAUCGAAUCGGGUCAAGCCCUGUUUAUAUCUGGUUCCAUCAUCGUCUUUAACCUGCUGGAGCUCAGUGGGGAUUACCGGGAUGACCACGUCUUCUCUCUCUACUUCAUGAUCCCUUUCUUCUUCACCACACUAGCACUUUUUUACCACAACUGGUAUCCCUCGUCUGUGUUUGUGGGAGACACUUUCUGUUACUUUGCCGGGAUGACCUUCGCUGUUGUUGGCAUCCUGGGACACUUCAGUAAGACCAUGCUGCUGUUCUUCAUUCCUCAAGUGGUCAACUUCAUCUACUCGUUACCUCAGCUUUUCCACAUCAUCCCCUGUCCCAGACACAGGCUCCCCAGGCUGGAUCCAGACACUGGAAAACUGGGAAUGAGCUACUCUAAAUUUAAAAAGAAAGAUCUCUCCCAACUGGGAUUACUCAUUCUGCAGGUGGCAGAGUUAUUAAAGGUGCUGGAGGUGCGGCGAGGCCAGGAUGGAGAUGGAGACUUUAUCGAGUGCAACAACAUGACUUUAAUAAACCUCGUACUGAAAUUCUUCGGGCAAAUCCACGAGAGAAACCUGACGGUCAUCAUGCUCGUCAUACAGGUGAUGGGCAGCGCUUUGGCUUUUGGGAUUCGUUAUCAUCUGGUGCGUCUCUUCUAUGACGUCUAGACACCUCUCUGUUAAAACUGAGAAAAACUCACCUUGUUGUGGAAAUACCUCGCAGGCUUGUGCCUGUCAUUUUUCCACCGGCAGGAAAGCCAAAACGCUAAGUUAGAUUAUCAACAGCAGGACUGAAUCCAAACAGGAAAUACAACUGGUUGCUUAAUUUAUUGCAAAAAAUCCGGAGAGUAUAUAUUUGUACUUUUUUUUUUUUUU